AGCCUUUGCGGUGCAACUUGCCGUACUUUUGCGGGUGGAGUCACAACCAGAAUCUAACAUUUGUUUUCCCAUAACGUCUGUAGUGCUAUGUUUCAUUAUUAUUUUUUUAAGGAUCGAAGAUGGAUGCCUAUCGUGAACUCGAGGGGCUCUUCAAGAAGCUCUACAACUUUAAUCACCUCCUCUGCCUCGGUUUCUGGGAUGGUCGAACGAUGAUGCCGCCCAAAGGUGCCGCCGCCCGCGGAGAGGCAAUGGCGGAGUUGCAGCGGCUCGUGCAUGACCUUCUCGCCGCGCCUCGUACGCGAGAGCUGCUGGACACUGUUCAGCAACACCUCAGUGAGCUGAGCACGGUGGAGCAGGCGAAUGUCCGAGAGAUGGAGCUGCAAUACACGCGUGAGGCCGCUCUGCCGGCAGAUUUCGUGCAGCGGAAGGUGCGGGCGGUGACGGCCGCACGGGCUGCGUGGCCGGCCUGCAAGCGAGAUAACGACUUCGCCGCCUUUCUGCCGCACAUGGAGCAGACCGUGGGGAUUGCACGCGAAGAGGCGCAGCACCGUUCCGCGGCAUCGGGAGAAGGUUUGUACGAGUCCCUCUUUCACAUGUACGAGCCUGGCAUGUCGAUGGAAACCUUAACGUGUGCCUUCGAGGACGUCAAGACGUGGCUGCCCGGACUCUUGCGGGAGGUGCUUGACAACGACAAGGACGCGGUGUCUUCGAUUAUUCCCAUGCAGGCGCCUCUUCACUUUGAUCGGCAGAUGUUGCUAGCGAAGCACUUUAUGCGUAUUUGGGGCUUCGACUUUGAGGCGGGUCGAUUGGACCUCACGGUGCACCCCUUCACCGGUAUGGUGAAGGAGGACAGCCGCAUCACCAUGAGCUUCAACGAGGAGAGCUACAAGCAGUGUGUGUUCGCGACGAUCCACGAGACGGGUCAUUCCAAGUACGAGACGAGCUGCGGCCCGAUCGAGCUGCGCGGCCAGCCCGUGUGCGAAGGGCGGUCCAUGACGGUGCAUGAGAGUCAAUCACGCUUUGCGGAGGUGGUGAUUGGGUGCUCGUCCGCCUUCGCCGAGCUUGCAACGCCGCUUCUUCGGGAGCACCUCGGCGACCAGCCUGCUUUCACGGUGGAGAACGUGCGCAAGCUGAAUCAACAGGUCACACGUGGACACAUCCGCGUGAAAGCCGACGAGCUCAGCUACUCAUUGCACAUUCUCGCUCGUUACGAGAUCGAGCGGGAUUUGAUUGAAGGCACGAUGGAGGCGGCCGACGUGCCGCGCGUGUGGAACGACAACAUGAAGGAGUACCUGGGCCUGGAGACGCUGGGCCGCGACGACAUCGGCUGCCUGCAGGACAUCCACUGGUCACAGGCGUACUUCGGCUACUUCCCGACGUACGCGCUGGGGUCGAUGUUUGCGGUGCAGCUCAUGGCCACCAUAAAGAAGCAGCUGGGCGAUGAUGUGGUGCAGGAGUGCAUCCGUACCGGAAAGAUGGAGCCCAUUUUUACCCUUCAGAAGGAGCUGAUCUGGGACAAGGGCUGCCUGUACGAGACGGAGGAUCUUCUGCGGAGGGCGACGGGUGAGCGGCUCCGCACGACGCACUUCAAGGAGCACCUGGAGCGGCGCUACCUGCGCCACGAGGACUGA
Molecule: messenger RNA, 1631 nt
Organism: Leptomonas pyrrhocoris
Lineage: Eukaryota; Euglenozoa; Kinetoplastea; Trypanosomatida; Trypanosomatidae
Product: putative mitochondrial Carboxypeptidase
Exons: 1
Coding region: 120-1631 (503 amino acids)
Biological process (GO): proteolysis
Molecular function (GO): metallocarboxypeptidase activity
Source: RefSeq, a predicted model, not a curated record